CCCGAACGCGCGGCACAGUGCAGGGCGGCGCGGGGGCGCGCCCGCGCCUGAGCGCGCGCCCGGAGGGGCGGGCUGGGACUUUUUCGGCUCGCACGCCCUUCGGCUGCCGGGAGCCCGGGUUCCCUUCCGCUUCCGACGCACUGUCCGCCAGCCGGUGGAUGUGCGGCAACAACAUGUCCGCUCCGAUGCCCGCCGUCGUGCCGGCCGCCCGGAAGGCCACCGCCGCGGUUAUUUUCCUUCACGGAUUGGGAGAUACUGGGCAUGGAUGGGCAGAAGCCUUUGCAGGUAUCAAAAGUUCCCACAUCAAAUACAUCUGUCCACAUGCGCCUGUGAUGCCAGUCACAUUAAAUAUGAAUAUGGCUAUGCCUUCUUGGUUUGAUAUCAUUGGACUUUCACCAGAUUCCCAGGAAGAUGAAUCUGGAAUUAAACAGGCAGCAGAAACUGUAAAAGCCUUGAUAGAUCAAGAAGUGAAGAAUGGCAUUCCUUCUAACAGAAUUAUUUUGGGAGGAUUUUCUCAGGGAGGCGCUUUGUCUUUAUACACUGCUCUCACCACACAACAGAAACUGGCUGGUGUCACUGCACUCAGUUGCUGGCUUCCACUUCGGGCUUCGUUUUCACAGGGGCCGAUCAAUAGUGCUAAUCGAGAUAUUUCUGUUCUCCAGUGCCAUGGAGAUUGUGACCCUUUAGUUCCCCUAAUGUUUGGUUCUCUUACUGUUGAAAGACUAAAAGCAUUGGUAAAUCCAGCCAAUGUAACCUUCAAAAUCUAUGAAGGCAUGAUGCAUAGCUCAUGUCAGCAGGAAAUGAUGGAUGUCAAGCACUUCAUUGAUAAGCUUCUACCUCCAAUUGAUUGACGUCACUAAGAGGCCUUGAGUAGAAGUUCACCAGCAUCACAGUAGCAGAGUAUAAACCUCUUCCCAUGACUGACAUAAAACUUCUAAUGUAUGCAGUGUUAAGAUGUUUUGCAAAUACAUACCAAUGAUACAGACUAAAUGAUAGUACCCUCAUGAGAAAUAUAUGAUCCUUUUAAGUUUCUAUGCAUAUAUUUGUAUUAUACAAUUCAAUACAAUUGUAUAAUUUGUAUUAUACAAUAUACUAGUAUUACAGUAGGUAAGUGAAGCAACUAGAUUCUUUGUCUCAAAUUCAGCAAAAUAAGAUAACACAAACAGUUUUAUUACAUCAUUUGAAAAUUACUAGUAUGUUCUCUAAAAAUGUGUUCAGGUCUAAACAGGCUGUUAAGAUGUAAGCGACUGCUUAAUUCUGUGAGUUAGACUAUAGUUUUACUCUACAAUUGUUCAGUCUCCAUGCAUUGUCUGUAUUUUUAUGUUUGUAUUCACACAGAUGUGACUAUAAUAGCUAAGAAUCAGAUGGUAUUACAUUAUCCCUAAUAAUGGGGAUAAUGCUUUUAAGUGUCAGAAAUAAUACUGCUUUCUUCAAUUAAUGGCCCUUCUAUUGGGAGACCAGGCUUUUUUCCCCUUCUAUGUAAUUUUUCUCCUCUCAAGAAAAAAAAAAGUUUUUUUGAUUUUCCGUAGAAAACCAAUAUUGUCUGUCAUAAAAAAAAUCUAUCAUUAUAUAUUAUUUUGACACUUUGAAACACAGACAUACAGUAUUUCCAAUCUAGGUAAUGUGAAAAGAAACCAAACACUACUUAAGCUUAUAUAUUUCAAAUAGCUGCACCUUAGUCCAACUUUAGACUGUAGAGCUAUCAGAAUCCCCAGCCCUGGUAAUAGUUCUGGGGUUGUUUUCUUUUUCUGUAAAAAACUUAAAGGGUAAAUAAUAUCUUGGCAUAUUUAGAAAUACUUGUGACUGGUUUCAAAAUAUAAUUUCUUAAACAUCUUAUAGCAGAGUUUAAGUUUACAUUUUCUGUACAUGUUAUGCCUAAAACCAAAUACUGUUCAAGAUGAGCAAUCAGACUUUUGUUUUAUUUUUUAUCUGGGUAACAUACUAAUUUGAAAUUUUUAUCUUAAGUAAAGGAGCUUUUGAUAAUCGGUCUCCUGUACAAACAUAUUUUAAAAUAAUAAUCUGAUUUUAAAUCAUCAACAUGUUCAAAAUACUGGUGAACAUUAUUUAAUAUAAGGACUGGCUAGAACCUUAUAUAUAUAUCCCAUAUUUAUAACUGUUACCACACAGUUGAAUAUGUUGCAAAAAUUAUGGUUAUUUCUGAACGGUUGCUUUUCUUGCUGUUUUCCAACCGACCAAGAAGAAGCAUCUUUAUAAACGGGUGCUAAUUGAUAUGAAGAUCAUUUUGGUAUGCCCUAGAUAGAAUGUUAACAAUGAAGCCAAAUGUCUGGAUUUAAAACAAUUUCAAACAAUCAUUUACUAUUUUGCUUUACUUUGAAGAACAUAAAUUUAUUUCAGUUAUUCUAUCUGUAAAGAUUUAUUUGGAAUAAGAAAUAGUCCAUUGAAUUUGUGUGCUGUAAUGUGGGAAAAUGUCAUGUUUUUCACAGUUUCUAUCAAUGUGAAAUAAAAUUUAAUUUUGGCUUUA
This is a messenger RNA of Mus pahari (shrew mouse), 2482 nucleotides long. It is a transcript of the gene Lypla1, whose product is annotated as lysophospholipase 1. Gene Ontology annotation, molecular function: carboxylic ester hydrolase activity; palmitoyl-(protein) hydrolase activity. Gene Ontology annotation, biological process: protein depalmitoylation. The transcript is spliced from 9 exons. The record is from RefSeq and is a predicted model, not a curated record. The coding region runs from base 159 to 851 and encodes 230 amino acids. NCBI's taxonomy places the organism in Eukaryota, Metazoa, Chordata, Mammalia, Rodentia, Muridae. Gene Ontology annotation, cellular component: cytoplasm.